Molecule: messenger RNA, 525 nt
Organism: Penicillium oxalicum
Lineage: Eukaryota; Fungi; Ascomycota; Eurotiomycetes; Eurotiales; Aspergillaceae
Exons: 1
Coding region: 1-525 (174 amino acids)
Source: RefSeq, a predicted model, not a curated record
AUGCAUGGGACGAACGAGAUCUUCGGCCACACUGCACAUUCUCCGCAUGCCUCCGAGAUCAAUCUCAUUGCAAGACAGUGGGCUCUCACAAUCGCUGUGCUUGGUGCAGCUGAGCCCAUACAUGCCUUCCACUCGAUCAAGACAGCGCCGUUCACCCUGACUGUUCGCGCCCUGGCGACAGACCAUCCCCGAAUCACACUGGGAGUCACCCGUGCAGCUCGCGCCGUAAUGCCCGGGCAGGACGCUGCAGCGGGAGCGGCAGUUUCCCGAGAAGCAGGCGUCGUCCGAAGUACACAUGUCUCCGAGGACGGCUUUCACAGUACACUUGCCCCUUUCCGAGUCACAGUACCAUGGUCCGGGUGGACAGAGCCUGUUCUCAGCGGGAUUGCAGGUCAUGUUGAGAAUCAGAUUGGACACCAUGGCCUCGGUCUCGCGGUGAGACUCGGUCAUCAACUGGUUGCCAUAGAGGCUCAGGGGUAUACUGUUAUACCGAUAGUAAUAGAGGACGCUGGAUGGAAUGAUUGA